Habropoda laboriosa is the source of this 3504-nucleotide messenger RNA. RefSeq names its product manganese-transporting ATPase 13A1. NCBI's taxonomy places the organism in Eukaryota, Metazoa, Arthropoda, Insecta, Hymenoptera, Apidae. Gene Ontology annotation, cellular component: endoplasmic reticulum membrane. Gene Ontology annotation, biological process: intracellular calcium ion homeostasis. The transcript has 18 exons. Bases 1 to 3504 code for a protein of 1167 amino acids. The record is from RefSeq and is a predicted model, not a curated record. Gene Ontology annotation, molecular function: ATP hydrolysis activity; P-type ion transporter activity; ATP binding.
AUGGCGACUAUUGCUUCGUCGCGGGUAGACGAACUCGUACAAACUGUUACCCUUCAUAAUCCUCGAAAAUUGCUGUUUACGGGCUAUAUUUUACCCUUUGUGAUAUUACACGCUAUCUGGAUUUAUAGUUGGAUUUUUGUCUACGGAAUUGACGAGUAUUAUGAUGCAGGGUUAGUGGGUAUAGCGGCUAUCGGCGUAUUACAAAUUUUGAUAUGUUUGUGUUGCCAGUGGUCAGUGCAUAUACACACUUUUCUCAAUUGUAGCUCGGAAAUAAAUCCUUAUAAAGCGAAAAUAGCGAAAGUAGUUCCUACUCCAAACAAUGGAAGUUCAGAACUUAUUAAAUUGCACCAUUCUGAACAACAAGAACCAUGGUUUAUAUUUCAAAAAACCAAGUAUCACUGGAAUCCUGAUAAGAAAAGCUUUGAAGGCCUUCAGUUUCCAAUUAAUCAUUCUGUCAAACAUUAUUGUGAAUGGAAUGGAUACUUGGAUGAAAAAGAUAUUACGGCAGCAGAGGAUAAAUAUGGCAAGAAUAAGUUGGAUAUGGUGGUACCAGAAUUUAGGGAACUAUUUAAAGAAAGAGCAAUUGCACCAUUCUUUGUUUUUCAAGUAUUUUAUGUAGCAUUAUGGUGCUUAGAUAAGUAUUGGUAUUACAGUAUUUCGACACUUAUUAUGCUCAUUAUGUUUGAAUAUACACUGGUACAACAACAACUUAAAAAUAUGGCUGAAAUUAGGAAAAUGGGAAAUAAACCGUACAUGAUAAUGGUCUAUAGGAACAGAAGAUGGCGUUCCAUGUUCACCGAUCAACUAGUUCCUGGUGACAUUGUAUCAAUAACAAGAUCUCAGAAUGAUAAUUUAGUGCCAUGUGACAUGUUACUUUUAAGAGGACCUUGUGUAAUUGAUGAGAGUAUGCUAACAGGAGAGUCAGUUCCUCAAAUGAAAGAACCUAUAGAAGAUGUUGAUGGACAUAAGCAAUUGGAUAUAGAAGGUGAUGGUAAACUUCAUGUACUUUUUGGAGGCACAAAAGUUGUGCAACAUUCUCCACCCAGUAAAAGUAUGCCUGGCCUUAAAGCUACUGAUAAUGGCUGUGUGGCUUACGUUUUACGUACCGGAUUUUCAACAUCACAGGGUAAACUUUUGAGGACAAUACUGUUUGGGGUAAAACGCGUUACAGCUAACAAUUUGGAAGCAUUCGGCUUUAUCUUAUUUUUACUAGUAUUUGCAAUUGCUGCAGCAUCAUAUGUAUGGAUUAAAGCAAGUGAAGAUCCUACACGAAAUAGAUAUAAAUUGUUCUUGGAGUGUACACUUAUUCUGACAUCAGUUAUUCCUCCAGAAUUGCCUAUUGAGUUAUCAUUGGCUGUUAAUACUUCAUUAUUAGCUCUAUCAAAACUAGGUGUAUUUUGCACCGAACCUUUCAGGAUACCGUUUGCGGGAAAAGUUGAAAUAUGUUGCUUCGAUAAAACUGGUACUUUAACCAGUGACAAUCUCGUAGUUGAGGGUAUAGCAGGGAUUCAGGGAAAGCCUGAUGUUAUACAAAUUUCUGAUGCACCUAUAGAAAGUAUUCAAGUACUUGCAACGUGUCAUUCUCUUGUACAAUUGGACGAUGGAAUUGUUGGGGAUCCUCUCGAAAAAGCUACGUUAAGGGCUAUAAAAUGGAACCUUACAAAAGCGGAUUCCAUGAUACCCAGGAAAGGACAAUCACCCGUCUUAAAAAUAGUGCAAAGACAUCACUUUUCUUCCGCGUUAAAACGGAUGGCAGUCGUUGCUGGGUAUACAACACCAGGAUCAUCAGAAAUUAAUUAUAUGACUACUGUAAAAGGUGCUCCUGAAGUUAUCAAAACUAUGUUGUCAUCUGUGCCAGAAAAUUAUGAUUCGACAUAUUUGUCACUUUCGCGCCGCGGAGCAAGGGUACUAGCCUUAGGAUAUCGAAAAAUUUCUGGUUCUUUAACGUCGCAAGAUUUAAGAGAGCUAACACGAGACGAUUUAGAAAAAAAUCUUAUUUUUGCUGGAUUUGUAAUUAUAAGUUGUCCACUUAAGCCUGAUUCUGAAGCUGUCAUUAAGGAGAUCGUGCAUUCUUCACAUUCAGUUGUUAUGAUUACGGGUGAUAAUCCUUUGACAGCUUGUCAUGUUGGUCGUGAAUUACACUUUACAAAGAAACCAGUUACGCUUAUAUUAACUUGUUAUGAUGGAGAGUGGUUAUGGGAAAGCGUAGACAGAAAAAUAAACUUACCUUUGGAAAUGAAAAAUGUUUCUGUGCGGCGUAAUGAAAUUUGGCGAGAGUACGCUCUUUGCGUAACAGGAGAGGGUUUAACAUACUUGAAAGAUAAUGCACGAGAGUUACUUCGUAAAUUGUUACCGCAUGUCGUCAUCUUUGCAAGAUGUGAACCAAAACAAAAAGAAUUUAUAAUUGUCACUUUGCAAGAUUUAGGAUAUACAACUCUGAUGUGUGGAGACGGUACUAAUGAUGUUGGUGCUUUAAAACAUGCUCAAGUUGGUGUCGCCAUUCUAUCGAGCCUAUCUGAUAGAAUAUCUACAGAAAAGCAAGAUAAUGCAAAACAUGAAAGCUUGAUCUCUAAUUCGGCAGUGGUAAAUGGUCCAAGAUCAAAUCCAAGAGUUCCUGCUAAUGCUAGAGCAAAAAUACAGAAAAUUCUAAAAGAACUUGAAGAACAAUCAGUAAUAGUUAAGUUAGGAGAUGCUUCAAUUGCAGCACCUUUCACUAGCAAAAUGUCUUCGAUUCAGUGUAUAUGUCACGUUAUAAAACAAGGACGAUGCACUUUGGUUACCACUUUGCAGAUGUUUAAAAUUUUGGCACUUAACGCGUUGGGACUUGCAUACAGUCAAUCGGUUCUCUAUUUAGAUGGAAUACACUUCAGUGAUGCACAGGCUACGUUACAGGGUAUUCUUCUGGCUAUUUGCUUUUUAUUUAUUUCAAGGUCAAAACCAUUGACUACAUUAUCUAAACAAAGACCUCUCCCAAAUAUUUUUAACUUAUACACCAUUGCCACGGUACUACUUCAAUUUGCUGUGCAUUUUGUCUCCCUUGUAUAUUUGGUAAGGGAAGCAACAUUUUUAUCUCCAAAGAGUGAUAAAUUAGCAGCUAUACUAACUCCAAGUAGUAAUGCAACCAAUACAACUAUGGUCUCGAUUCCAAAUUUGAAUGACGAGGACGAACCUUUUGAACCAAAUCUAUUAAACAGUACGGUUUUCAUUAUUGUCAUGGCGAUCCAAAUUUCUACAUUCGCAAUUAAUUAUCGGGGUCAACCAUAUAUGGAAAGUUUAUUGCAGAAUAAAUCUUUAUUAUACUGCCUUAUGGGCAGUAGUAUUGUUAUAUUAGGACUAGCUUGUGGCUUUUUGCCCGAGUUAGCGACACUAUUUGAAAUUGUGGAUUUCCCAAGUGAUUUCCGCAGACUUCUUGUUCAAGUAUUAAUAGCAGAUUUUGCCCUUGCCUAUGUGGUUGACAGAGUUUGUUCAUGGCUUUUUGGAGAAGGAAGAUAUCAAAAACUGUGA